This is a messenger RNA of Rhodamnia argentea, 1919 nucleotides long. RefSeq names its product cytochrome c oxidase assembly protein COX15. Gene Ontology annotation, molecular function: oxidoreductase activity, acting on NAD(P)H, heme protein as acceptor. Lineage: Eukaryota; Viridiplantae; Streptophyta; Magnoliopsida; Myrtales; Myrtaceae. Gene Ontology annotation, cellular component: mitochondrial inner membrane. Gene Ontology annotation, biological process: heme A biosynthetic process. The record is from RefSeq and is a predicted model, not a curated record.
CCAAAACAGUGGGCUCACGCGACGUCGUCGCUGAUUGACUCGUCGGCCCGACGCUUAAUCCCUUGCUAAACCCUUCACGGCCAUGACAGGGGAGGAGCCCUGAGAGAGGGGAGGACGGAGGAGCCAUGUUCAGGAGUAGCCGAGCGAUCUCGUCGUUCCUGAAGCGGAACAGAGCUCUGAAUGGCUCCUACCGAGACGCCGCGACGCUGCCCAGGCCUCCGGCCGAGCACCCUCCGUACGGGUUGCUCGCGUCAACCGCCGGGAGGAACUCGUUUCGCGUGUUCGACUCGCUCCCCAAGGUGAGGCAUUUGCCGCUAGGGAGGAGCAUGUCCACCACUGCGUCCGUUCCCUUGCAGAGCAAAGAGGGGUUGAAGCUGCUCGUGACUGGAGGGCCUCAAGCUCAAAAGUGGGUUGGAAUCUGGCUUUUUGGGUCGGCGGCAUGGGUAUUCAGUAUGGUGUUACUAGGUGGUGUUACGCGUUUGACUCGUUCCGGUCUUUCCAUGACUGAUUGGAAAUUUGGCGGUGGCCUUCCUCCUCUGUCUGAUGAGGAGUGGUUGCUGGAGUUCGAGAAAUAUAAGCAGUCUCCUGAGUAUAAUCGCAUAAACAGAGGAAUGAGUAUUGAAGAUUUCAAAUUUAUUUACUGGAUGGAGUAUGCCCAUCGGAUGUGGGGAAGGGGUCUGGGAAUCAUGUUUGCUUUGCCAUUUUCGUACUUCCUUCGAAAGGGAUACAUCACUCUACGCCUUGGGCUGAAACUCUCCGGUCUUUUCGCUCUUGGUGCCGGGCAGGGUCUAAUUGGCUGGUGGAUGGUUAAAAGUGGUCUAGAAGAGCCGCCAUCUGAAUAUGCUCAACCAAGGGUGAGUCCAUAUCGUCUUGCGGCUCACCUAACUUCAGCCUUUGCCAUUUACUGCGGCCUUUUCUGGACUGCUCUUUCCGUCGUUAUGCCGGAGCCACCUGCCGAAUCAAUAGCUUGGGUUGGUGGGGCGGCAAAAGUUAAGAGAUUCACCCUUCCUUUAAGCUUGCUGGUUGGUGUUACAGCCAUCUCAGGAGCCUUUGUCGCAGGAAAUGAUGCUGGACAUGCAUUUAAUACUUUUCCAAAGAUGGGGGAUACAUGGAUCCCUGAUGAUAUUCUCGAAAUGAAGCCAGUAAUUCGCAAUUUCUUUGAGAACACAUCAUUGGUGCAGCUUGACCAUCGCAUUCUUGCAACCACUACAUUGGUUGCAAUCGGCACUCUUUGGUGGUCAACCAGAAAACUAGACAUACAUCCAGCAGUUCGAUCAUUGAUUGGCAGUACUGUUGGCAUGGCUGCUCUUCAGGUGACUUUAGGGGUAUCCACUCUUCUAUCUUACGUGCCUGUUUCGCUAGGCACUGCACAUCAAGCCGGGGCUCUGACCCUUCUCACCCUCAUGCUCCUGCUAAAUCACACCGUGCGUAAGCCGUCACCGUCCCUUCUCAAAUCUCUCCCUCAGAUCGUGAAGCCAACUACAUGACCAUAGUCCGACGAUUCUUGUAAGGCUAUUGUUACCUUGUUUCCUCGUCAUGUUUCAACUAUUACCCAAGUUUUGGCAAACGAAAUAGGAUCCUGAUCUUGUUCUAGUCCGAACAACUUGUGGUGUCAUUGGCCUGUUGCUGUUUAGUCGCCUUUGACUCCCAUGGUAACAAAUUGUAAUUCGAGAAGAGAACAAUUCCAUUAUCAUAGGAUGGUUUGGAUAACAAGAGCAGCCGCUUGUAUAUAUGUACAGAAGUGGAGACGUAUUUGUGCAGGGUCAACAAAUUUGACGUUUCAACAUCAAAAUUGAUAUAUAAGUCUUUCUAGCUAGCGUGGGAAAUAGGAGUGAUGUUUGUGUCAAGUGUUAACGUGAAAUGCAAGAUGUAGACCGACCGACUCAUAUGCUCAAUUUUCAACUUUCAAUUAAGCCAUG